AUGAUCACACCAGAAGAAACACCCCAAAAAGUUGACCUCAAUCUGGACGAAAUCUUAGGCCAAAUGUGGGAGGAAUAUGAUUGCCUGGGUCUGAGCGUGAAGGUGGAGGAGGAGACAGCCUCAGGUGCUCCCCCGCCCACCACCCCCACGCCCUCCAAGACGCCCACUACGCCCAUCACCCCGCCACCCUCCCAGGGCAAGAGGGAGCACGAGGCCAGGGAAGAGACUUCUCACCAGAAGGUAAAACAGCGACGGUCGAGGACGAACUUCACACUCGAGCAGCUGAACGAGUUGGAGCGACUGUUUGACGAGACGCAUUACCCGGACGCCUUCAUGAGGGAGGAACUGUCUCAGCGUCUUGGGCUGUCGGAGGCCAGGGUGCAG
This is a messenger RNA of Homarus americanus (American lobster), 384 nucleotides long. Its product is annotated as short stature homeobox protein 2-like. The annotation marks the transcript as partial. Gene Ontology annotation, biological process: regulation of transcription by RNA polymerase II. Gene Ontology annotation, molecular function: sequence-specific double-stranded DNA binding; DNA-binding transcription factor activity, RNA polymerase II-specific. NCBI's taxonomy places the organism in Eukaryota, Metazoa, Arthropoda, Malacostraca, Decapoda, Nephropidae. The transcript is spliced from 3 exons. Gene Ontology annotation, cellular component: nucleus. The record is from RefSeq and is a predicted model, not a curated record.